CGUUUCCAUUCAUGACUCGUACCCGAGUAUUGUUAGAAGUCAACGACAGAGAGAUGGAGAAACCACCCCAGGCCGGGACAAGAAAACACGUGAGGAAAAGGAUAAAGAAGAAGAAUUUGUGAUUUCAAGCCCAAAGCUAUUGUCUAGGACGACAAGCCGGGUCGCCCCGACAUUGUCGAAAAGCUCCAGCGCAGGACGGCCUAAUCCUAUAGAUUUGUAUGCACAUAUGCAGAGAUCAGCCUCUGUUUCUAGCACCACCAGCCCCACGGCUUUUCUUUCGAAAACGUUGAGCCAAAGAAAUAUAAAUAUGGCCGCGGCAUGGAGAAAGCCACCACCUUUGGAGAAGAAGCUUGAAUGCACCCUUGAGGAGCUUUGCUUUGGAUGUACCAAAGAGGUCAGAAUCACAAGGGAAAUCGACUCAAAUGCAGGGCUAAUUUUUCAAGAAGAGGAAUAUGUGACAAUCAAGGUGAAGCCGGGGUGGAGAAGAGGAACGAAGAUUACAUUCGAAAGCAAGGGCGACGAGAGAGGAGGAACCCUCCCAGAAGACAUUAUCUUUCUGAUCGAGGAGAAGAAGCACCCGUUGUUCAAGAGAGAAGGAGAUGAUUUGGAGUUAGGGGUUGAAGUCCCUUUAGUCCAAGCUCUCACAGGAUGUAUUGUACAGGUACCCACAUUAGGAGGAAAGGAUGUGGUGACUUUAAACAUGGAAGAUGAGAUCAUCUAUCCCGGGUUUGAGAAAACUAUCCCUGGACAAGGCAUGCCUAAAUACAAGGAUGGUCAAAAAGGUGAUCAUCAGAGAGGAGACCUUCGGGUCAGAUUUCGAGUUGUUUUUCCAGAAAUGUUGAGUGAAGAGCAAAGGUCACAAAUUUUCAGUAUACUGAAAGAUGUGUAAGUUUCAAAGUUUUGUUACCUUGGUAUAAAUCUGCCUGGGAUCAAAAUUCAUAUGCACAUUAAGCAUGUUUUUCUAGUUUUGCUUGGAACUUGACAUAACAUCUCAGUCCCUGGUUUGGAAAACAAAACUAGACAGAUAAACAAAGAUAAAAAACUGAACAAGUUACAAAUAUGUAAGAUUCAGAAGAGGACUAGUAUAAAAACUAAAGUAAAACUGUUACGGAAUCACAAUUCUGCAACCUAUUGAAUAAAAACGCACACGACUUAUUAUUAUUUUUUGUAGAUAAAUGAAUAUAAUGAGGGGUAUCAAUUAUGCGUAUGGAGACUAUUAAAAACUCAAGGUAAACAAAUAUAAAGAAGAAGAUGAAAUGGAGUGGAAUAUGAAAUCUGUAUAUUGAGUAAUGAGUAAU
Messenger RNA from Cuscuta epithymum, 1298 nucleotides. The record is from the annotation of a GenBank genome assembly. NCBI's taxonomy places the organism in Eukaryota, Viridiplantae, Streptophyta, Magnoliopsida, Solanales, Convolvulaceae.